This is a messenger RNA of Penicillium cosmopolitanum, 669 nucleotides long. Its product is annotated as Ras family protein. The transcript is spliced from 4 exons. Gene Ontology annotation, cellular component: plasma membrane. Bases 1 to 669 code for a protein of 222 amino acids. Gene Ontology annotation, biological process: signal transduction. NCBI's taxonomy places the organism in Eukaryota, Fungi, Ascomycota, Eurotiomycetes, Eurotiales, Aspergillaceae. Gene Ontology annotation, molecular function: GDP binding; GTP binding; GTPase activity. The record is from RefSeq and is a predicted model, not a curated record.
AUGGCUUCCAAGUUCCUACGAGAGUACAAGCUAGUCGUCGUCGGCGGUGGUGGUGUCGGUAAAUCAUGCCUGACCAUCCAGCUGAUCCAGAGCCACUUCGUGGACGAGUACGACCCAACAAUUGAAGGUGAGCCGCUGAGCCCAGCCCUGUUCAACACCCUGCAACGAGUUCCCAAUCGCUCACCUCGUCCGCUACCCUUCCAGAUUCCUACCGCAAGCAAUGUGAGAGAGUACUCCGCGAUGCGAGAACAGUAUAUGCGAACCGGCGAGGGCUUCCUGCUCAUCUACUCCAUCACUUCGCGUCAAUCAUUCGAAGAAAUCAUGACCUUCCAACAGCAAAUCCUGCGCGUCAAGGACAAGGACUAUUUCCCCAUCAUCGUCGUCGGUAACAAGUGUGAUUUGGAGAAGGAGCGUGUGGUCUCGGAGCAAGAGGGUGAGGCCCUAGCCCGCCAAUUCGGCUGCAAGUUCAUCGAGACCUCCGCCAAGUCCCGCAUCAACGUCGAGAACGCUUUCUACGACCUCGUCCGUGAAAUCCGCCGCUACAACAAGGAUAUGGCCUCCUACCCAUCCGGCUCGGGCGCUUUCGGUGCUCGCGCCCCUGAGGGCAAGAUGGAUGUCAGCGAGCCCGGUGAGAGUGCUGGCUGCUGCUCCAAGUGUGUCAUUAUGUAA